Closterium sp. NIES-65 is the source of this 2496-nucleotide messenger RNA. NCBI's taxonomy places the organism in Eukaryota, Viridiplantae, Streptophyta, Zygnematophyceae, Desmidiales, Closteriaceae. The record is from the annotation of a GenBank genome assembly.
AUGGGUCGCAAGAAGAAGUUUGUGGACAAGAAGAGCGCGGCGUCGUUCACGCUCAUGUACCGCGAAUCCAACGACCCCGACGCGCCCGGUGAGCGCGUCUUCGUGCGCACCGACGCCGGAAGCAACCAUGUUCCGGGAUUCUCGGACGACUACCAGCCGCCGAUCCCGGAAAACGCGGAGGAUUUUAGCGGCGAGGAGUGGGAGGAGGAGGAUGAUGAGGAUGAGGAAGAGGGGGAGGAGGGGGAGGGGGAGGGAAGAAGCGUCGCCGGGAGCAGGAGGUCCCGAGCGCAGUCGCACGCUGUCGCACGCGCGACUGAUGGCGACGACGCGGCCUCGGUCGCGGGCCGAUCGCACGCGAGCACGAGGCGCGGUGGAGGGAGAGGGCGCGACUUAUGGGCGGGCCUGGGGUUGGGCGGGCCGCCCGGGUGGGAUGGGGGGAGCGUGAUGGGAGGAGGAGGAAGCGUGGCCGGCGGGCAGGGCAAGAAAAAACUCACCGAGAGCGCCCGUCGCGAAAUUAUCGAAUUAGGGUUACCCGACGACGGGUACGACUACACGCAGCACCUUCGGGUGAUCGGGCAGACGAGGACGUUCGCGUCGUUCGUUCCCGCCGAGGCUCCCGCGGCCGCGCUUCCCGACGACGUAAAGGUGCCUUCGAAUCCUCGCGCGCUGCACUACACCACCCGCGUUCUUUACAUGCGUACUAAUUGUCCAUUUUCGUUAUUGAUGUACAUCCGCCCACCGCAGAUAUAUAAAGCCACGCGCCUUACCGUGCGGCCGGACACGUCGGCUGCCACGACAGCAGCCGCCGACGCGCCGGUUGCUGACCUGGAGGUCGUGGCAAAGAUCUCCUCCGUCAUCAAGGAGAUUCGGCCGAAGCGCGGAUUCCCCGCCGCCGCGCCGCCCGCCCGCGCAGCUCAAAGUGCAGCGCCGGCUUCCGCGGGAGCGCAAGCAGGCGAUUCCGCAGGCGGGGAGGGCAGCGCAAACUACUUCGGCGUUUCAGGGCUCGAUCCGGAGGUUUUAGCGCUGCUAGAAGGGGACGGGGGAGAGGGGGAAGCGGGGGAGGGGGAGGAGGGGGAAGAUGUUUUCGGGGAGCUAGAAGAUGACUUUGUUUUGCUGGCGACGGCGGGGGGGGAGGAGGAGGAGGAGGAGGAGGCGGAGGAGGCGGAAGAUGCGGAAGGUAGGUUGAACGAGGCAGCGGGGGAAGGGGAAAGUGUGAGGUUGGCGGAAGAAGCUUCCGGUGUGGGUGCGGCAGGGGACACGGUCAUUGCGCCAGGCGUGGAAAGCUUAACAAGCGGGGUUGAGGGUUUGGGGGUUAAAGGAGAAAGCGGGAAGCUUGGCGGGGAAGCGGCGGUGGGCGCGGAGGCGCAGCGGAGGGAAGCGGCGGUGGGCGGGGAGGAAAUGCGGCGGAGGGCGGAAGAGGAGGCUAAGAGCCGCGCUCAGGCGGAGGAGAACCUGAGAGCGCUGGAGGAACAAGUGAUGCUGCUGGCUGAGCGGGAAUACGCGGAUGCUGACGUGGACGACUUCUCAGAUGACGAGGACGGGGACCACCGGGGCGGCGGAGGGGGGUCCGCAGCGGGGCAUGCGGAUAUUUCCAUGUUCAGCAACGUGCUGGACGACUUCCUGGAAGCUUCCCGGCGGGAGAGCCUGCUGGAGCUGCGGAAGGGGGGCGCGGUUGUGCGGAUGGGGAAGGGGGAGGGCGGGGGAAAAGGGAAGAGCGGGGAGAGGGGAAAUAGUGGGGGAGCAAAGGAGGUGAAGGAGGGGGGCGAAGAGAAUGGAGAGGAAGAAAUUGUGGCUAUUCCUAUUGUGCCUGGUGGGGGAGAUAGGGUUGGGAAGGGAGGGGACACGAAAGAGGAAGAAGAGGAAGAGGAGGAGGAGGAGGAAGAGGAGGAAGAGGAAGAGGUGGAAUAUAUUUCGGAGGAGGAGGAGGAGGAGAGGGAGAGGGGCAAGUGGGACUGCGAGUCGAUAGUCUCUACCUACUCAAACCUAGACAACCACCCUGCACGAAUCUCCGCCCCUUCCAAUCCCCACAGAAAGGGGAGCAGAGCGGGAGAGGCGGCGGCGGGAGGAGGGGGAGUGGCCGGGGGGGGUGGUGGGAGGAUUGGGGUGGAGGAGAUUAGAUUGAAGGGGAGAGCGCAGCUGCCUGCUGGGUUUGUGCCGGGGAGAGUGGGGAGAGAGGGGAGGGAGGGGGAGGAGGAGAGGAGAGGGAGUGGCACGGGGGGUGGGUUGCAGGGGAUUGGGGAGGAUGAGGAAGGGGCGGGGGAGGGAGGGGGGGGUGUUGUGUUUGUGCGGCCGAGAGGGAAGGAGAAGGAGACGCCUGAAGAGAAGAAAGCACGCAAGGCAUGGUGCUUUUGUCCUCCUGUGGGCAUGGUGCUUUUGUCCUUCUCCUGUGGGCAUGGUGCUUUUGUCCAUCUCCUGUGGGCAUGGUGCUUCUGUCCUUCUCCUGUGGGCAUGGUGCUUUUGUCCUUCUCCUGUGGGCAUGGUGCUUUUACCCAGUAA